AUGUAACGCAAAUUUGCUAUAACUCCAAAAUCAUCGAUUCAUCUUCCCUCUGCAUGCUUUUCUCUUCCCGCCCUUCUCUCUCCUAUGCUUUUUUUUUUCCUUUUUCUCUAUCAUACUCAUCCACAUUCUUCCCGCUUAAUCUAUAUGAACAAUACCCAAUCAUUUUCUUCGGAUUUCUCACCCAUUUGUUGUGUUUCAUUCCAUUCACAUUCUGUUUCUGUGAACUUUGUUUGGUUUUUGUGUUUGAUUUGAACGUAGUGUGAAGAUGGUGGACUAUAGUUUACCAGUUUCGAAGAGGACGCGGCUAAGACGAGCUAUGGCUGGAAUGGAGGAUUUGGAGCAGAGGAGGAAGCGGAGGAAGAAGAACAGGGCGGAUUCCGCUAGUGAUAAUGUUCGAGGUCGGGCUUCGAGUGGUAAGAGGGUCAAUGUGUUUGAACAUUCUAGUGUUAAUCGAACAAUGGAGGUGGAUCCUGUUCGUUUUUAUGAUGAUAGUGAUGGGGAUAGUUUAGAGGAGAUUGAUGCUUUAACAUUUGGUAGAGAAGGUGGGGAUUCGGUUACAUUUGUAGAUUCUGAGAGUUCGGGGGGAUUGAAGAAUGUUAAAGAACGUAGUAAGAAGGGGUUUCUGAAAGGGAAUAUUGAUAUAAUUGAUUUAGAGGAUGAAGUUAUUUUGUCUGAUGAUGAUGACGACGAGGGUUUUGGUUUUGAUUCUGUAAAUUCCAUGUGUUCAAUUUCCAAGUCUGCUACCGCUGCUGCCCCGAAGGAUGGGGGUUUUGUUUGUUUUGAUUCGGACAACGAAGAAAAUAGUAGCGGCUUGCUUUCUUCUGGGAAGGGGAAAGAUGCUUUAGAAAUAUCUCCGGAUAAAAGCAUGGGGGAAAGUGAUUGCUUGAACUCUAAUGGUUGCUCAUAUGAGACCGAGCCAACGUGUUGUUCUGAUGACGCCGUAGAUGAGUCCACUGAAUUGAGAGCAUCAUCAAGUGAAGAGGAGUUUGAUGACUCCAGUGAUAGAAAUUACGAAUUAGAAGAAUCACACCAGUCAAGUUCAGAGUCCUCUAGUUCAGAAGAUGGGAAGAGUAAUAGAAAUUACUGUGCAGAAGUUGGAAAUAGAAGGGAGAGGAAGGAGAGAAGGAAAAGGGUAAAUUUGAUUGAAGGUGGAUUAAGGAGGAAAGCAUAUGGCUUAGACAUAUUUGUUGAUUUUAAGGAGGAUGAACAUAACAAAAAUGUUAAGGUUGGUGCAAAAGUUAGCUGUAUUGCACGAAGAACUCGUUCAUGCUUUGGUUUUAGAGCUAGGAAAAUAAAUACUGAUCUUGGAACUGUCAGUCAGCCAGUCUGUGUGGACGAGGAAGGAUUAGAUUUUCAGUGUGACAAGAAAGAAAUAGGUUCUUCAUCAAGGCAUGACAGUGGAGAUUCUUGCGAUAGUGAUAGUACUACUGAUGAUGAAGUUUACAAGCCAUGGGCCUGGAGUAGUAGUAAAAAGAAAACUCAGUUCAAUAAUCAAAGUGAUGAUGGUUUCUUAUCAGAAAAGAAAGACGAUGAUACAAACAAGGUCGAGAGUUUUCGUGUGGGGAGUAGACUUUGGAAUAGUAAAAGUUCACCUAAAACGGAUAAACACAAUAGGAAUGAAGAUUUUCAGAAGGUUCAUCCAAAAAAUGGCCAUGAAUUUCAUGAUAUUAUUAAAACAAAAGGCCGCAGUGUGCCGAAAGGUAUUGAUGUUUUCAAUAUUCUUGUUGAUUCCAUAAUUGCAGACAAAGAACUGCCUUCAGAUGAGUUAGAUCUUUCUACAAGUCAAGUCUCCCAUAUGCCUCUUCCUUUGAAGUUUGGAUUGGUGGAAUCACGUCUUCCAGAGAAGUCAGAAGAAGAAAAAGAAUUGGACAAACUCUGGGCUGAACUUGACUUUGCUAUCAGAUCCAGCGAGAUUGGGCUGGUGGAUUCUAACACAGUUGAACACGAGGAUGCCUUUCCUUCAAAGCCUGAGCAAGUGGAUCUGUGUCUUCGCGGUGAUCAUCAGCUCAUACUUGACGAACAAAUUGGACUUAGAUGCAGAUGCUGUUCACAUGUCAAAUUGGAAAUCAGAGAUAUUGUACCUUCUUUUGAUACAAAUCCACAUGGAAAGUCACAGAAGAGGGAAUCUGGCUCCUUUGAGCGUGUUAAAUAUGAUAACCUUCAACAGGAUUUUGAUUGCGACCCCCAUGACGGAUCUGAUUCACGAUCUCAUUUUGGACGCACGGUGUGGGAUAUCAUUCCUGGUAUAAGGAAUAGCAUGUACCCACACCAGCGUGAAGGCUUCGAAUUUAUUUGGAAAAAUAUAGCCGGAGGAAUCUAUCUUGAUGAGUUAAGAGAAAAAGGCAGCUUAAACAAUGGGAGUGGAUGCAUUGUAUCACAUGCUCCUGGAACAGGAAAAACUCGUCUAACAAUUAAUUUUCUUCAGACGUAUAUGGAAUUAAAUCCAACAUGCCGGCCUAUGAUUAUUGCACCUAGCAGCAUGCUCCUUACCUGGGAAGAGGAGUUUUUGAAGUGGAAUGUGGGCAUUCCUUUUCAUAACCUGAAUAAGCGAGAUUUCUCUUUUCACGAGAAUAUUUCAGCCCUUAAGUUCUUGAUGCAAGCUUCUCCAUCAGGACAAGAUGUCGAAACCAUACGGCUUGUAAAAGUGUUUUCCUGGAAAAAGGAGAAAAGCAUCUUGGGAGUUAGUUACAGAUUGUUUGAAAGAUUAGCUGGAGUUCGGAAUAAUUCUAAGUGUGCUAAAGUAAGAAAUGUCCUUUUGGAGCUUCCUGAUCUUGUAGUCUUUGAUGAAGGGCACAUUCCACGCAACGAUGAUAGUCUUAUUUGGAUGGCUUUGUCUAAAAUUAAAACAGAAAGGCGCAUCAUUCUUUCUGGAACUCCGUUCCAGAAUAAUUUCACUGAAUUUUAUAAUACACUUAGGUUGGUGAGGCCAAAAUUUGCAGAUGAAAAUAAUUCUGGAGUCGAUGAUUGCAUGGAUAAAAAGCGUGGACGACCAAAAAAUAUCUCAAGAGGAAAGUGGGACCUUUUGAUUAGUUCCAUUGGCAGAACUUCUGAACUGGAAAGUGCUGAACUGAAAGAAAUCAGAGCCUUGAUCAAUCCAUUUGUGCAUGUGUACAGGGGCAGCAUACUACAGGAGAAACUUCCAGGGUUGAGGAAAUCUACAGUUAUAUUAUGGCCAGCAGAGCUGCAGAAGAGUUUUCUCGAGAGAGUUCAAGCAAGGAAACAUUCCUUUGAAGUGGAAUACGUUGAGUCCUUGAUCUCUGUGCACCCUUCCCUGAUACUGAAAUGUGAUAAAGGAGAUUGUGAAGUUGACAAGGAUAUGUUAGAGAGGUCUAGAUUGAAUCCUGAACUAGGAGUGAAACUACAGUUUCUCCUGGAAAUUAUACGUUUGAGUGAAGCUUUGAAUGAAAAAGUUUUGGUUUUCAGCCAAUACAUUGAACCAUUGUCCUUUAUAGAAGAGCAUCUUAAGUUUCAUUUUAAAUGGACCGAAGGGAUAGAGUUGUUUCAUAUGGAUGGAAAACGUGAGAUAAAGAAACGGCAAGCAUUAAUAAAUACCUUUAACGAUCCAACAAGUGAAGUUAGGGUAUUGCUUGCAUCUACAAAGGCUUGCUCAGAAGGUAUAAACCUUGUUGGGGCUUCAAGAGUAGUUUUACUUGAUGUUGUAUGGAAUCCUUCUGUGGAAAGGCAAGCCAUAUGCCGAGCCUAUAGACUCGGGCAGAAAAAGGUUGUUUAUGUGUAUCAUCUCAUUACCUCUGGGACAAGGGAAGAAGAGAAAUACAGUCGACAAGUGGAGAAAGAUCGACUGUCUCAGUUAGUUUUUUCUUCUGAACAGAACAGUAAUGAAGUCAAAGUAUCAUCCACAGAUCUGGAUGACAGAAUUUUGGAAGCUGUACUUCAACAUGAAAAGUUUAAAAAGAUGUUCCAAAAGAUAGUAUACCAAUCAAAGGAGUCCUGCAUAAACGAGAAUUUCGGCCUGGCAGACAAGGAGUGAAACUCAUUCUGGGUUUUGAAGUUCGAUGCACUUUUGGAAGUUUUAUUAGCAAGAAGACAGUUAAUGAACAGGAUAACUUUUGGGCACUGGUAUGUAAAAGGCAAUCUGUCAAGUUCGUGGAGCUAUGAUUUCUGUGUCUCACCUGCCAAAUUUAACCACGAGCUAGCUUAGCAUCUGAUUUUUGUGGCCUUGCAACAAUACAGCAGUACCGUCGUAAGCAUCGCUAACUUGCAUUUCAUUUGUAAUGGAUCCAUUAGAUGGGGUAAAUGCAACUGUUUGCUCCGUCUUUUUUGGAGUGCUUAAUAUUUUUUGAAGCAGCCAUUCAAA
This is a messenger RNA of Benincasa hispida (wax gourd), 4315 nucleotides long. RefSeq names its product SNF2 domain-containing protein CLASSY 3-like. Gene Ontology annotation, biological process: gene silencing by siRNA-directed DNA methylation. Gene Ontology annotation, molecular function: ATP binding. Lineage: Eukaryota; Viridiplantae; Streptophyta; Magnoliopsida; Cucurbitales; Cucurbitaceae. The record is from RefSeq and is a predicted model, not a curated record.